This is a messenger RNA of Auanema sp. JU1783, 951 nucleotides long. NCBI's taxonomy places the organism in Eukaryota, Metazoa, Nematoda, Chromadorea, Rhabditida, Rhabditidae. The record is from the annotation of a GenBank genome assembly.
AUGGAUAAUUCUGGUCAAUAUCCUACUCCUCCACCUCUACCUCCUAGACCCUUUGAAUCAUAUAACUAUGGUUCAGUCCUCAACGGUGGGUACAUGGGAAUGCCAAACACGGCAAUGGGUUAUAACCAAGACCUUGGUAACAUGCACAGUGGAAUGUAUAGAAACGGAAUGUAUCCAACUAUGCCGUACGGUGGGUAUGGAAUGAGCAGAGACACAACAUUCGCUCGCUUAGCAGAAGAAUCUUCAAGAGGAGCUUUCGAGUCAAUCGAAUCGGUAGUAAACGCCGUCACAUCCGUUGCUAAUAUGCUCAGUUCAACUCAUAAUGCAGUAUACAGUUCAUUUCGAGCCGUAAUUGGUGUCGUCGAACAGUUCAGUCGCUUGAAAAUGCAAGUGAGCUCAGCGGUUCUGUCCCUAGCUUUGUUCAAGUUCAUUAUCAAGCUGUGGAAAAAGUUUUUAGUGUUCUUGAAACUGAAGCCUCAAAACUAUGCAAGUGUAGUUGAAGAGGCUUGGGGAGAUUCUCAACAACCUUUUGGGGUCGAUAUUCUGGGAUCAGAUAGGUCUCAGUCAAUUAGCUGGCCAACAGUGCUCUUCUGGACUGUUGCUUUGGGAGGUCCCUACGUCAUCUACAAAUUCAUUGAUCAAAUGGUUAAAACAGUAGAAGAAAAGAGGAAAUGGGCUACAGGAAGUGGAGAUCACUAUACCGCUGAGACCUUGUUCCCAUUCCAAGCAAGUAACGAGCAGGAGCUCUCUUUCAUGAAGGGAGAUCUUCUUCGUAUAGCUCCAAAAGAAGAACAGCCUCGUGUUCGAGGAUGGUUACUUGCUAGUACUCAAGACGGAAGUAAGAUAGGUGUGGUUCCUAUAAACUAUGUGAAAGUGAUUGGACAUAAAACGAAGACGCCUCCUUCUAAACAAAUGGAUAACUUCGCCAAAUUUGAUUCAGCCUUCAAGUGA